AUGACAGAUAUUAUUAUUGAUGAUGACAUUAUCGAAACAAACAGAUCAAUUACAUCAGCUCGUCGACCAAUGUUUAUUGAAACUGAAGUGCGAACAGAUACAAUUACUAAGCGACGAGUAGGUUCAACAACGGCAAACAGAAGUGUACAUGAUAUACUUCAGAAUACCAAAUCACCAACUGAUGGUUUGCCACCAACAACUUAUACCUACGCUCACAGUGUAUCUUAUAUGCCCGUGACGCAAAAUGGCUCAUAUGAUGUUCCCGUUAUGGCUCGUCGUGAUUUACAUGGUGAUUAUCCUGCCUAUGGAUCGCGAAGUUUUUCUUCAGCAUCGUCAGCACUUUCGUCGCCGGGAAGAUUUAUUUCAAAUGUACGAUCUCAAUUAGUGAAUAGUUACUCUGCUAUCCGCGAUCGGUUAACACAUCAUAGCAAUCAGGAUCAAGCAGCACCAAUCUUGAAUUCUCCAUCGUCCUUUGGUGGUUCACGAUAUACGCGUUCAUCGUCGCAAUCAUCAACGAAUGCCCAAUCGGGAAACUAUAAUCUUCGCCGACGUGGCACUCCUGUUCACUCAACACCUCGUGAUAUCGAUAGUGAAGAACGCAAAAUAACGAGUAAACAACGAAAAGAAAGAAAAAGUCAAGAUAGCCAGCAUGAUUACGAGGAAAUUAAUGAAGAUUAUGGUGGAAAACACGAAAAAGAAGUGAAGGAACAAGAAGAUCAAGAUAAUAUUGUUGUUCGUUUAAUCAAAAGAAUUAUUCGUUUACCAUUUGAUAUUCUGAGUUUUGUCUGGCAUAAAUUCUUCGGUUUACCAUGGUGGAUACUUCUUCCACUUCUACUCUUUCUUGGUUUUUAUGCUUUUCCUCAUCUGGCUUGCAAGCCAUUUGAACAUUAUCCGGAAUCAAAACUUUACCAAGGUUGUCGAAGAUUUCAAGAAUACGCCGAUAAUGUCACCCGUCAGUCAGUUCACUUUGUCGAGGAUCAAACGUACAACCGUGGCGGUCGUGUGUUACAAACGAUUUUGACGACGACGAAGAAUGCCAAAAAUACAGUUCUGAACAAAUUCGACGAUGUGUAUUAUGGUGUCAGGAAAUUUUUUCAUCGAAAAGUUGACAAUGUCAAAGAGAGUGUUGGUGGAGCAGUUGAAACAACCACAGACAGCGCUAAGCAAUAUUGUGAGGCUGGUUUACAGAAAGUGAACAACUUAAUCGAAGAAUUCAAACGCGAAAAAGAAAAAUAUCUUGGUUCCAGCCACGCUUUGAAACCUGCUCAAGAAAGAGAAUUAGAAGCUUUAAUUCGAUUGUUGCUCGACGAAUAUGCAGCCGAUGAAACUGGUCAAGCUGAUUACGCACUCGAAGCAAACGGAGGAAAAAUUGUCGAUACAAGAUGUACUGAGUAUACGGAAGAACCGCGUCAAAAUGUUGUGAAAUUCCUCGGUAUUCCAAUUAUACAUAUGUCAAAGCAGCCAAAUAUUUUGAUCAAAUCGGGUCGUAUGCCUGGUCAGUGUUUUCCCUUCAAGGGUGAUCAUGGCAGUGUAGUAAUCAAGUUAGCAGUGCCCGUGAAACCAAAAGAAUUCGUCCUUGAACAUUUAACAAAAAGUAUUUCUAUCGUUGGACAUAUCAAUAGUGCACCAAAUAACUUUACUGUUUAUGCAUUGAAAGACAAAAAUGAUAAAGAAGGUAUAGUUCUCGGUCGAUAUUUUUACGAUGCUGAAAAUGGCCCAUCACUUCAACGAUUUAAACCUCAACUUGUCAAUGUUCCAGUUGUGGAAUUUCUCGAAGUCCGAAUUACAUCGAAUUGGGGUAACCCUAAUUAUACCUGUCUAUACCGGUUUCGUGUUCAUGGGGAUUUACAAUCGAUACAACCAUCAGCACCACCUGCUGCCUAA
Messenger RNA from Adineta ricciae, 1884 nucleotides. Lineage: Eukaryota; Metazoa; Rotifera; Eurotatoria; Adinetida; Adinetidae. The record is from the annotation of a GenBank genome assembly.